Aplysia californica (California sea hare) is the source of this 381-nucleotide messenger RNA. RefSeq lists its product as uncharacterized. The transcript is spliced from 3 exons. The record is from RefSeq and is a predicted model, not a curated record. Bases 19 to 354 code for a protein of 111 amino acids. Lineage: Eukaryota; Metazoa; Mollusca; Gastropoda; Aplysiida; Aplysiidae.
ACCAUUCUUGAUUUCCCAAUGUUUUUAGAUGAUGAUCGAUCACCAGAAGAGGUUGCAAGUGCAUUGGAGGCUGGAGCUGAACCUCUUCCAGAAGAUGCAGUUGUGUACGCAUACGAGGUUGAAACUACUGGAGAAGUUCGCGUGGUCGUUAAAUUUACCUCUGUCACGGGGGUCGAUUAUCCAUCAAACCCAUCUGACAACAAACAGCUGUUUACCGUUGAGGACCUGACAAGCGAUGAUGACAUUCCAAGUGGUGACAUUCCAGUGAUCAUUUUGGUUGAAGAAAGUGACACUGUGUUGGCUAAAGUAUGCACAGGUGGGUUAUCGUUGUUGUGCUUGGUAGCAUGGUGUUGAUGAAAUGUACGGCAAGUUAUUCUGUGU